This is a messenger RNA of Periconia digitata, 998 nucleotides long. NCBI's taxonomy places the organism in Eukaryota, Fungi, Ascomycota, Dothideomycetes, Pleosporales, Periconiaceae. The record is from the annotation of a GenBank genome assembly.
CCACUUUGCUUCCCACGACCAUCAUCCAACUAACAAGUGGCCAUCUGCCCGCCGGUUCGCAGCCAAAUAGCGUGCGGCCGCCCUCGAUGCCCAUUGACCAAGGGCGGUCAAGCCCGUCGGUCGAUUUGCUGCUGCUCAUUGUCUCGCCGCUGCACCGCAAUGCCACACACCCUUGUAGCAACGUUGGGAAGCGUGCUCGCCAGACAGCGAGGCGCGACCGGUGAACCCCAGAUGGGAACGCGUGCUGCGGGUGCAAUCAGUCCAUGGCAGCAUUUCGUUUGGGCGAGCAAGUCCACAUGGAAGGAUUCUCGCGCCGCCCCUGUCCUACCUUUGAACCAAACCGCCGGCUCUCUGCCGGUCUCUGUCUGUCCUUUGGCCUUGAGGCUGUGGGUGGGUUUGAACUGAUCCUACGGCUGCUGCGCCCUCUGACUGACCCGCUUGGACUUGGAACCAUCAAAACGUUGUUUGGCGUGGGCAAAAUCUUCCAAGGUGAAGCCCAAAACUUCCCUCACAAGACAUUCUGUAUACGCCCCCAUGCUGGACCAGUGUGCAUAUCCCCAUUGCAACGGUCCAACAUUCGCCGUGCGUGGUCUUGUCUGAGUUGACGUAUGCGUAUUGCUUGUUCUGGUGUGGCGAGUGUAGCUGCUGACCAAUUUGGCUAUGGGGGGCCAGAAAGCGGAGUCCGGUGGGGCGGCACUCUUAUCGCACGAGAACGUAGUAUUGGCUAUUGACGAGCCAUGCUUGUGCGUGAUAUUAAGGCUGUGACGUGUAGCUGUAAUCAUACCGUACAUAGUGCUAUUGAUACAUAAGGUGGUGACCUUUCGUCGAUCAAUCAAUCAAUCAAUCAGUAAACCAUGAAACGAUGCAAACGCACGUACCAGACCCAUGCUUUCUUUCACUACCAUUUCACCAGUGCAAUCAUUCGUGCACAUUAUCCCUCAUCCGUUUCAUCAGACACCUUUUUUUCAUACAUUUCAUUGAUACACAUGGGAUGAUUU